UGCUGCGGCCCCUUUAAAUCCAAUCUCCCGCGUUCCAACAUAAGCGGAAACAGAAUAGCUUCUUUUCUCCAUUUAAGCGCGCCAACAAAGACUGUUGAAGCAGGUCUGGCGGUUUAUCGUCUUCUGCCAGUCGCUCAGUUUUCGGCCUCUUCGCUGUCCUUCUAUCAAAAUGCCAGAAGAAACGUCCACCGCGUCGUGCUCUGGGAGUGCUGAAGAGAAGCCGUGUUCGUCAACAGCUGCAGCAGAAAACUCAGCUGAUGUCAUGGAGGAGGCAAAGAAACUGAUUGGCACAGGGAAACGGCAUCUAGUGAUGGGGGAUGUAGUUUCUGCUGUUAAUGUCUUCCAGGACGCUUGUGGCAUUCUGGCUGCAAAGUAUGGAGACACUGCAGAUGAAUGUGGCGAGGCCUUCUUCCUUUGUGGGAAGUCCCUACUAGAGCUCGCAAGGAUGGAAAAUUGUGUCCUUGGGAAUGCACUUGAGGGAGUCCCGGAAGAGUCGGAGGAAGAGGAGCAGCCCAAAAACCCGAACAUUGAGAGUGCUGACAACCUUGAUGAGGAAACCAGAGCAGAGCUGCGGAAGCAGGUCUAUGACUCGAUGGCAGAAGAGGCAAAUAUGGAGGCAGUUGGCCUAAAGCUGGAGUCCAAAGACGUGACGAGCAGCAGCCAGGUGGAGGAAGAGGCUGGUUCUGAUGAACACGGCCUGACUGGAUCUGAAGAGCCUUCAGGCUCCAGUGAAAAUGAGGCCAAGAGUUCAGUCCAGCCGGGCUCGGAUGCUUCUGCACAGGAUGUGGGUGAAGAGUCUGAAGGACUAAACGCCAGAGAAGACCAAACCGAACCAGAAAAGCAAAACGAUGCGGUAUCUGUGGAGAUGAAAGAUGAGGAGUCUGAUCCAGAGGCUGAAGAAGACGAGGAUGAUGAUGAUGACGACGAGGACGAAGAGGAUGGAGAGAAAGCUGCUCAGGAUGAUGAGGAAGACGAGGUCGGGAACUUGCAGCUGGCGUGGGAGAUGCUGGAGGUCGCCAAAGUCAUCUUUAAACGAAAGGAGAGCAAAGACGAGCAGCUGAUGGCAGCCCAGGCUUAUCUGAAACUUGGAGAAGUCAGCGCUGAAUCCGGGAACUAUCCUCAGGCCCUAGUGGACUUCCAGGACUGUCUCGCCCUGCAGCUGACGCACUUGCCCCCCCACAGUCGCCUGCUGGCUGAGACCCACUACCAUAUCGCCACGACGUUUUGCUACAUGGGCCACUACAGCCAUGCCAUUCAACACUACAACAGCUCCAUAAAAGUCAUAGAGACCCGUCUGGCCAUGUUGCAGGAGAUCAUUGACGCAGCAGAAGGAGCUGACGGUGCAACAGAAGAGAAGAAGGAGAUGGAAGAGCUCAAUCAGCUUCUACCGGACAUCAGAGAGAGGGUGGUAGAUGCCAAGGAGAGCAUGAGAACAGCCAGCGCUGCCUCGCAGGCCAUUCAGCAGACCCUAGGCAACGCCUCAACUUCAUCAACGCUCCCGUGUGAAAAUGGAGGCCCUUCGUCAUCAUCGGCCUUUGCCGCACCCAGCCAGAUUCCAGUCAAAGCGUGUGACGGCGCCUCGUCUUCCAAAGCCGUAUCUGACAUCUCUCACCUUGUGAGGAAGAAGAGAAAACCAGAAGAGGAGAGCCCAGUAAAGGACACAGAUGCUAAAAAGCUGAAACAGGAAGUCGCUGUUAACGGCGGCGGCGGCGACUCUAGUGCCAGCCACAGCAAAGAAAUCCAGGAGGAAAAAUCUCAGGAGCCUGCUACCCAGUCGGCCUCUGUCGACUCAUCAGCGUGAUGGCCUUCUUCUUCUUCUUCCUGCCUCCUGAAACCAGCACAGCAUGCCUGUCGGAUCCACCGUUCACUUGUCUUGUUUCUGUAAAUAAGUCCCAUUUUCACAGAUCUGUCACAUUUUGUAUACUUAUAGAAAAAAAUUAAAGAAUUUGCAGAUGAA
Messenger RNA from Nothobranchius furzeri (turquoise killifish), 1957 nucleotides. The record is from RefSeq and is a predicted model, not a curated record. Lineage: Eukaryota; Metazoa; Chordata; Actinopteri; Cyprinodontiformes; Nothobranchiidae.